This is a messenger RNA of Cavenderia fasciculata, 351 nucleotides long. RefSeq lists its product as uncharacterized. The coding region runs from base 1 to 351 and encodes 116 amino acids. The transcript has a single exon. NCBI's taxonomy places the organism in Eukaryota, Evosea, Eumycetozoa, Acytosteliales, Cavenderiaceae. The record is from RefSeq and is a predicted model, not a curated record.
AUGACAGAUAAUUUAACAGACGAUAUUAAUGAAGAGGAUCAAGAUUCUAUCGAAUUUUUUAUUUCAUUCAGUGGUCAUGGUUUUGAACCCAGUGUGCUAAACAAUGCUGGUCGUUUAUUGGUCCUCAACAUAUUUGCCAAUUACCGGAACUCAACUCUGCAGAAUCUUCAUCAUCAUGGUCAGAACCUUCAAGUUUCCAACCCCCCAUUUUUCGGACCAGGUACCCGUGUUGAUAAUGAACGCCAUUUUCACUAUGCUUCACCAACAGGAUUGUUCAUAGUUUUGUCAUUUUUUCAAUUUAAUCGUAAGUGUGAAUCAUCAUCAAUUGAUUCAACACGACAAUUCAUCUAA